CUACCGACAUCCCAUUGUUAUGCUAUACUGCUAGUGCUUGAACUGUUGCUUAUAUUCAACAAAUGCUUUGUUGUAUUAAUUACAAGUUGACAAGAUCCAUGGACAAAUGUACUGUGCAAACACAUGCACGCAAUACUCCUCUCUUUCACUCACCCCCAAUACGUCUACAACUUCACUUCUCUUCACUGUCACCGAGAACCCACAACCAGGCAGAUUUCAAACCCUUUCCCCUUCGCAUCCAAAAUGAACUCUUCCCCUCAUAUCUGCCAUAUUCUAAUUUCCAUCCUCAUGCCUCAACAGCACCAUGGCUCAGAGACGCUACUCCAACCCUGUCAGGUACUACAGCGUGCCUCCCACGGCAAUCUCACCAGAACCUAACACCCCAAUGACUACUGCCACGACACCCAGACACUCGCCCACCUUUCCCACAAUCACAUCGCCCAGACCGUCUCCCUCAAAGCAGCCCCAGCGGACAUUCAUCCUCAACCACCCGCCUCUAGGCGAAACGGAACGGCGCUGCCCACACAAUGACUUAACACCCAUCGAGGGCAUGUCAGAGAUGUUCCGUUGCGAUGAGUGUUGGCACAAGCCUGAGUUGGGUUGGCUAUGGACUUGUACGCAGGACGUUGUGGGGGAAGAUGGACUGGUUGAUCCGAAAAAGUGCGCUCUGCUAGAACAGAAGGCGUACAAGUCUGUUUUGAGUGGUGUGCAUGAAGAAGAUGAUGUGAAGAUUAUGAUUAAGCAGAGAUUGGCAUUUUUGAGCAGGGAAGAAUAUCAUUCGCCUCAGAAUGUGGAACAAGAAUAUGAUGCUGUGUACCAGGGCCAAGCCCAGGACCAGAGGCCUAGGGAUGAAGCGUCUAUGCCAGAGCGGCAGAAAUUUGCCCGACAAAAGAGCCAACGCGUGCGAUUUGCAGAGGAGAAUUCGUACAGGUCACCGUCUCCUCCGGUAUACCGCCCUGAGGAGGAGGAUAAGAGUGUGGAAGCGUAUCGAAACACCGUCCCAGAGCAGCAAAGUGUUGCGUCGGAUGAGGACACCCAUGCUGAAUACGUAGCGUGGAUGAACAUGAUCACGAAUAUGAGAAACGAGACGGGUUUUGGACAGCACAAAUCUGGAGCUAGCACUUCGCAAUCCUCUGCGAACACUGGCUUUGGUAGCAACGCUUGGGCGCGGUCAAUACAAGGCGUUCACCAACAGCAACAAGCCCCCAGCAACAACGCUGCGCAGACCAACGAAUCUCAAUCGCAAGUUAUCGAUCGCUCGUACAUCGCACGUCUUCGCCGGGAGAUGCACAGUUUGGAUUACCACGCAGCCAUCGCGGACAUGCACAAGACGUCUCGGGUUUCCCCGCAACAGCUUAGGGCCCGCCACCAACCCGAAGUCUCACGCUCCAAGUCUUUCCGUUCGCACUUCCAACGUUCCCAGCAGGGAUCGCAGAGACAUGACGAUGAAAACCAGAUCGCUGCGCCUGUACCUGUCCGUCCGGCAUCUCACGAUUACAGCAGGCAGUACCAAAGCUCUGACAACCACGCUGGACACCAUGAACAACUCAGCCCUCACUACCGUGGUGUCCAGAGUCCAUCUGAAUUGUUCCGGGGCAGGGCUCUAAGUCGCUCUCACAGCCAUCCUGCGCGAGAACAGCCGGGUCACAACAACCGCAGGGCGCCUUUCGUGUUGAAUAUCCACGAUCCUGAGGAGAACCAGAACUCCACCGUGCAGGUCGCCGCACGCGCCAUUGGGUAUAUUUCGAAAGAGCGACUGUCUCCUGGAUACCAUAGUCCUCCACCUGCAGCGCCUGAGAAGCCUUCUUACAGGACUACCAAGCCUCUUCCUCCUCCACCGCCGCCUCCCCAUCGGCCCAGGUUUCUGUUUCCUUGCGGUUAUAAGAUCUGCUCGACAUGUCGAGGCGUGAGGACCAAUGAAAUGCUUCCGGCGACCAGGUACAAUCCCGAGGAAGUGCCGGCAAUCGUUUAUGAAUCAACUCAGCAGUCUAGUAUUUCGGAACAGCCGAUAUUCUUCCGCCCUGACUUUGAAGACCAGAGCAGUGGCCUGGUAGCAAAAGACGGCAUUCUCAUGAAAGAUGCGCAAUAUUUCCUAGCACGAGGGAACGAUCCCGAGCUUCGGGGUCUGAUCGCGAGUCAUAUUGUCAAUCUGGGACUUAGUCUUGCGCCCGCGGAUGAGAACCUGGCUUCUCACAUGGAACGCCUGGAAGUCGAGUCAUUGAGCGAAGGAAGCGAUAACUCGACGGAUGAGAGUGUGGAUGCGGUUGGAUAGAAAGUCAUCUAAUCAUGGGGGUAGUGUGUCGGCGGGUGUCUAUGCAUGUGAAGACAACUUUCGUGAUUCACUGGCUUUAGUUUUGGAGACGAUGAACGAGAUAUGAACAUCUAUGAUGAUAUUGACGAUAUACGAGUAUUGGAUCUGAUUCUAGUCCGUUUUAUGUAUCAUUAGCUUCAGAUAGAAACGAAAUAUGGUCAAUUUCAACAACCGUAUCCCAUUAGCCGUGGGAUCAAGGACCUAUCACUGCGCCAAGAAAACAAUUCUACUGCACCAUGGUCCGUAAAAAAUCGUUGACCACAUCAUAUGGGGGCCAUGCCAUUUUUUUACUCUUAUAUACCCCAUUCUGUCGCAACAAAACUACGACCAUGAAGAUGA
Molecule: messenger RNA, 2650 nt
Organism: Aspergillus ruber CBS 135680
Lineage: Eukaryota; Fungi; Ascomycota; Eurotiomycetes; Eurotiales; Aspergillaceae
Exons: 1
Coding region: 305-2272 (655 amino acids)
Source: RefSeq, a predicted model, not a curated record